Haliotis rubra (blacklip abalone) is the source of this 776-nucleotide messenger RNA. RefSeq lists its product as uncharacterized. The coding region runs from base 41 to 763 and encodes 240 amino acids. The transcript has 3 exons. The record is from RefSeq and is a predicted model, not a curated record. Lineage: Eukaryota; Metazoa; Mollusca; Gastropoda; Lepetellida; Haliotidae.
CUGACAGUCGAACUGUACUCGAGUAUUCGGACUCAACAAAAUGGCAGCUUUUAUCUGGCAUAAGUUUGUAGCUGUUAUUUAUUCUCUGCUACUCCAUGGACGUCCCUGCUGCUGUUCUGUGAUGUGUGGAAACGCGCAACUUGUGCACUUACCUGACUUUGAUCAUUUAUUCGUGAACGAGCACCUGCUGUGGAAUGACCAAAUGGAAAGUGUAGCGGCGUGCGUUAGUCGAUGUUUCCUUGACACUCGGUGUCGAAGUAUGCAGGUAGACAGGAACUCCAGCAGAUGUUCGGGUCAUGCCACAGCCUUUGCUAGUCCUUCCAAGAUAUACCCUCCUGCCAUUGUUUCACAGCAUUCAAGGCUCUACCUACUGCCAAGAGCUGCCCACUUCAUAGGUAGUGCCUGUACCAGUGAUGGCGACUGUCAUGUGGCGACCUCUGUGUGCAAUGAUGGAGUGUGCACCUGUCAGAUUGGGCUCUGGUUUUCCCCCUCACAACAGGCCUGUGUCACUGAGUGUUCUACCCUGGGAUCUGGACUUGUUCGUUACCCUGGAUACGCCAUCUGGGGACAUGAUGUGAGUGUGCACACAUCGCUGGGAGAAACGUCCUGCCCACAGCUCUGCAGGGACACGUGCCAAAGCAUUGAAUUCGACGGAGAACGGAAUCGCUGUAUCAUCAACACCGUCACUUACCUCCGUGUGAACUCGACAGAUCAGGGUCAACAUCCUCAAUGGGCGUACUACCAACGUAACUGUGCUGCAUAGACACAGCUGGCAA